AUGAGAAGGGACAGAGACAGCCUCUUGCUCCAGGACGGGCACCAUCGCCUUAACGCCACAUCCACGAGCACGAACUUUGCCGCCAUCUACAGCCUCUACAACGGAGACCUCAGCCCGCCCCACAACUUCACGUUGCCCUUCAACUUCAGCUACAGCGACUACGAUCUCCCCUUGGAUGAAGAAGACGACGUGACCAAAACCCGCACCUUCUUCGCGGCCAGGAUUGUCAUUGGGGUGGCGUUGGUUGGGAUCAUGUUGGUCUGCGGCAUCGGCAACUUCGUCUUCAUUGCUGCGCUGGCCCGCUACAAGAAGCUGCGCAACCUCACCAACCUCCUCAUUGCCAAUUUGGCCAUCUCGGACUUCAUUGUGGCCAUUGUCUGCUGCCCUUUCGAGAUGGACUACUAUGUGGUGCGGCAGUUGUCUUGGGAACACGGCCACGUCCUGUGCGCCUCCGUCAACUACCUGCGCACUGUCUCCCUCUACGUCUCUACCAAUGCGCUUCUGGCAAUUGCCGUGGACAGGUACCUCGCCAUCGUUCACCCCUUGAAACCCCGGAUGAACUACCAGACAGCUACCAUUCUGAUCGCCUUGGUCUGGAUCAUUUCCCUCCUCGUCGCCAUCCCAUCGGCGUAUUUUGCAACCGAAACGGUGCUCUUCAUGGUCCAAAACCAAAAGAAAAUUUUCUGCGGGCAAAUCUGGCCAGUAGACCAGCAAGUUUAUUACAAAUCCUACUUCCUUUUCAUAUUCGGGAUCGAGUUCGUGGGACCCGUGAUCACCAUGACACUGUGCUACGCCAGGAUCUCCCGGGAGCUUUGGUUCAAAACCGUGCCCGGCUUCCAGACAGAACAAAUCAGGAAGAGGCUCCGUUGCAGAAGGAAGACAGUUUUGGUGCUCAUGUGCAUCCUGACCGCCUAUGUCCUCUGUUGGGCGCCUUUCUACGGGUUCACAAUUGUCCGCGACUUUUUCCCCACCGUGUUUGUGAAGGAGAAGCACUACCUGACCGCGUUCUACAUUGUUGAGUGCAUCGCUAUGACAAACAGCAUGAUCAACACCAUGUGCUUUGUCACAGUGAAGAACAACACCAUGAGGUACUUCAAGAAGAUCAUGUUGCUCCGGUGGAGGUCCACCUACCAUGGGGCCAGAUCGAGCACAGAGAUGGACAUCAAGACGAGUGCCAUGCCUGUCACGGAGGUGGUGGAUUGCAUUAGACUGAAGUAA
Sphaerodactylus townsendi is the source of this 1218-nucleotide messenger RNA. It is a transcript of the gene PROKR1, whose product is annotated as prokineticin receptor 1. Bases 1 to 1218 code for a protein of 405 amino acids. The transcript is spliced from 2 exons. Gene Ontology annotation, biological process: neuropeptide signaling pathway. NCBI's taxonomy places the organism in Eukaryota, Metazoa, Chordata, Lepidosauria, Squamata, Sphaerodactylidae. Gene Ontology annotation, cellular component: membrane. Gene Ontology annotation, molecular function: neuropeptide Y receptor activity. The record is from RefSeq and is a predicted model, not a curated record.